Molecule: messenger RNA, 5617 nt
Organism: Dromiciops gliroides (monito del monte)
Lineage: Eukaryota; Metazoa; Chordata; Mammalia; Microbiotheria; Microbiotheriidae
Gene: DCAF10
Product: DDB1 and CUL4 associated factor 10
Exons: 7
Coding region: 18-2504 (828 amino acids)
Cellular component (GO): Cul4-RING E3 ubiquitin ligase complex
Molecular function (GO): protein binding
Source: RefSeq, a predicted model, not a curated record
CGGCAUAGCCGUCGGUCAUGUUCCCUUUCGGGCCCAGCAGCCCCAUCGGGGCUGAGGCGGACGAGCUAGCCGGGGACGAGCUGGGCUUCGUGAGCCAAAGCGAGGAGCGGUCGCACGAGGGGAGUGGAGCUGCGGCCGGGCCUGCCUUUUCUCCUUCCUCGCCGCAGCCCAGCGACCCCUCCUCCAGCCCUCCCCGCGACCCCCGAGAUCCUCGCACGCCUUUUCUGUCCAUGCCCGACAGCCCACCGGUGGCGGGGCCCUCGGGCUUGUCUGCGGGGCCCUCGGGCUUGACUGCGGGGCCCUCGGGCUUGUCUGCGGGGCCCUCGGGCUUGUCUGCGGGGCCCUCGGGCUUGACUGCGGGACCCUCGGGCUUGUCUGCGGGGCCCUCGGGCUUGUCUGCGGGGCCCUCGGGCUUGUCUGCGGGGCCCUCGGGCUUGACUGCGGGACCCUCGGGCUUGUCUGCGGGGCCCUCGGGCUUGGCAGGGCCCUCGGGCUGGUCUGCGGGGCCCUCGGGCUUGUCUGCCGGGCCCUCGGGCUGGUCUGCCGGGCCCUCGGGCUUAGCGGGGCCCUCGGGCUUGUCUGCGGGGCCCUCGGGCUUGUCUGCGGGGCCCUCGGGCUUGUCUGCGGGGCCCUCGGGCUUGUCUGCCGGGCCCUCGGGCUUGUCUGCCGGGCCCUCGGGCUUGUCUGCCGGGCCCUCGGGCUGGUCGGCGGGGCCCUCGGGCUUGUCUGCGGGGCCCUCGGGCUUGUCUGCCGGGCCCUCGGGCUGGUCGGCGGGGCCCUCGGGCUGGUCGGCGGGGCCUUCGGGCUUGUCGGCGGGGCCCUCGGGCUUAGCGGGGCGCUCGGGGUGGUCGGCGGGGCCUUCGGGCUUGUCGGCGGGGCCCUCGGGUUUGGCGGGGCCCUCGGGGUGGUCAGCGGGGUCCUCGGGGUGGUCGGCGGCGCGCGCGGGGGAGCUCGCGGCCGGGGCCAAGGGCGAGCCGAGCCCCGGGUCCCCGCGUGCCCCCCUUAUCCCCUCCCCCCCGGACUCCCCCACCGCCCACUCCACGGCCGCCGCCGUCGCAGCCUGCCCCUCCGCCUUCACCUUCUUCUCUAGUCGCGUCGCCGCCGCCGCCGCCUCAGACUCCGGGUCCCCGGAGCCCAAGCGCGGGGGGGCCGGGCCGACAGGGCGCCCUGUCGGCAUCCCCCUCUUCCGCUGGCUGAAGACCCGCAGCCUGGGCCGGGGGCUGUACGUGGACCCAGCCCGCGACAACUUCCGCACCAUGACCAGUCUGUACAGCUCCAUCCACCCGGCGGACUCGGUAUACCUCAGCACCCGCACCCACGGAGCCGUCUUCAACCUGGAGUACUCCCCCGAUGGGUCAGUGUUGACAGUUGCUUGUGAACAGACUGAAGUUCUUCUUUUUGACCCCAUAUCUUCAAAGCAUAUAAAAACGCUUUCUGAAGCUCAUGAAGACUGUGUAAAUAAUAUCAGGUUUUUGGAUAACAGACUGUUUGCAACAUGUUCUGAUGACACUACAAUAGCCCUUUGGGAUCUGAGAAAAUUAAACUCAAAAGUGUGCACUUUACAUGGUCACACUAGCUGGGUGAAGAACAUUGAAUAUGACACUAAUACAAGACUCUUAGUUACAUCAGGAUUCGAUGGAAAUGUCAUCAUUUGGGACACUAACAGGUGCACAGAAGAUGGAUGCCCACACAAGAAAUUCUUUCAUACACGUUUUCUUAUGCGGAUGAGGUUAACUCCAGACUGUUCCAAAAUGCUGAUUUCAACUUCUUCCGGUUAUCUUCUGAUUUUACAUGAUCUUGACUUAACAAAAUCUUUAGAGGUUGGAAGCUAUCCAAUUUUGAGGGCAAGAAGAACUACAUCAACUUCAGAUGCGGCUACUUCUCCAAGUUCAUCUGCUCCUAGACCUUCUGGUUCACCUUGUCAUCAUAGUGAGUCUAGCUCAAGUUCAUUACCUGAGAAGAAUGCAUCACGAUCCUCUCAACGAGAAGGUGUGUCACCUCGUAAUAGUCUUGAAGUUUUAACACCAGAAGUUCCUGGUGAGAGGGACCGUGGUAACUGCAUUACAUCUUUGCAGUUACAUCCUAAGGGUUGGGCUACCCUUCUGCGAUGUUCUAGUAAUACAGAUGAUCAAGAGUGGACCUGUGUCUAUGAAUUUCAAGAAGGGGCUCCAGUACGACCCGUCUCACCUCGUUGUUCUCUAAGAUUGACUCACUAUAUUGAGGAAGCUAAUGUAGGCAGGGGGUACAUCAAAGAACUUUGUUUCAGCCCUGAUGGUCGAAUGAUUUCUUCCCCACAUGGCUAUGGGAUCCGCUUGUUGGGAUUUGACACCCAGUGCAAUGAACUUGUUGACUGCUUACCCCAAGAAGCUAGUCCCUUGCAGGAGAUUCGUUCUCUCUAUUCUCACAAUGAUGUGGUUCUGACAACCAAGUUCUCUCCCACACAUUGUCAGAUUGCCUCAGGGUGCCUUAGUGGACGUGUUUCUUUGUAUCAGCCAAAGUUUUAGGCACAACUGACAUCAAAAAAGGAACUCUUCUGGUGUUCGACUUUUAAAUUACUUCAGUUUAGGUGAAGUAUUUUCUGUAUCGAUCUUGUAAGCGUGGUUUGAGAUCCUCGUUCCUAGGGGUCCAUGAACAUCCUAACAAUGACAUAGGAGUACACAGUCUAGCACUGGAUGUUUGAUACUGCAUCUCUAAGUCAGACUCUAUGCAUUGUCUUUCCUCUUCAGCAUUCCUCUGCUCCUGCUGAUCCUGUGCCAUUGUUCUCUGGUUAUGUUGCACAGUAGCUCUUGUCAGGGUUUUUCUUUGGGUGUGACUCUUUGUAGACAUUGGGCAGGAUUUUUGGUUGGGGUAGAAGGAAACUCGUCCUAGUACUGAAUAAAACCUAGAAGUUCGAUGUUGGCAUAUUGAUUGUUACAAGUGAAAUUUUAUCUUGUCCAUUCAUUUGGCCCUUUUAAAUUGCCAUUUCACUACAAAGACUAUAUAAUGAAAAUGUUCUCGUACAUAUUAGAUUAGAUUUUACCAUAAUGACCUUUGAAGUUUAUUAAAAUUGCUAUACUAGUUUUCACAACAUGAGGGAUUUUGUUUAUUGUAAAAUACUAGAAAAAUGUUGUCAUGUCUCUGUAAUUUGUUUCCUUUGUGUGAAGUUAAAUUGCUAGUUUCCUUACUGUGUAUACUUGUUUUUAUUGACAGCUCUGAGAAGUGAAGAAAGGGACUUUUCUUUUUCCUGUGGUGCAAAAAAAAAAAAAAAAAGGUUCUGCUGGCUUAGCCGAAUGCAUUUAUUAUUGAGUGAUGGGAGAAGCAUCAUUUAGAUACUUGUGUCAUCUUCUUUGCUGCAAUCUCUAUAUAGUGUAGUACCAAUUGUUAUACUGCCUGGGGCAAACCAGUGAGGAAAGGUGCCCUCUCUUACUCUGCUUUCUCCCCUUAUUCCCAUUGGGAAAAAUUGUGUGUAAGAAUACUGAGUUCUUUGGGAACUCUUAAUUUGUUUCAUUAGUGUUGUAUUUGUUAGUUGAGAACUUCAGCACUAUUUCCAAGUUAUAAUUGUCUAGUUAUAUGAUUGAUAUUGUGACUGUAUUGAAUGAAAUGUAAUAUAAGAGCACAUACUGAAUAGGUUUCAUAUUUAAACCAGGGCUGGAAAUCCUUUUUUUCUCCUUUUCCUUCCUUUUUUAAAAAUUUUUUUUAUCAUGGGUCUGAAAAUCAUUGGCCUACAAGCAACAAUCACAGGCCAUACUUAAGAAAUGACAAUUAUUCACAGGCUGCCAUGCCAGUGCAAACAUCCUCCCACCCACUGUUAUUGCUAAGUAACUAUCAUUGGUACUUGCAUGUAUUAAAAUAUUACUUUUCGUAGAUCUAUAUUUGUAGAAUACUUGUGAAGAGUUAGAUUAUAAAUUAAGUAGUAGCUCAGGCCUAGCUCUUGGACCAGAGAUCACAUAUCCCAGCUUAGGCAGUAAACGUCAAAACUAUAAAAAUAUUGAUAUAAUUAUACCAAAUGAAGCCAGUUUUAAGCCAGUUUUAAAACCUGUUGAACCAAUCGGAUUCUAAGAAUUUCAUUCAUAAGGAGAAAAGGGUAUUUUUUUGUAUUUUAGUAUUUCAGUAAUCAACAUAUGUGACAUUUCUUAAUAAGCCCUCAUAGCCAAUCAUUCAAAUGUACAAACGUGUGCCUCAUUUUAGCCAGUAGAUACAUUCCUCAUACAUUGGGGAAAUUUAUGUCCACUCAGUCAUUUUCUUGCUGAUUUGUAUUGUACAAUUCAGAAAUGCUUUUCUAUAGAAAAGUGUUGCCACAAGACAUAAUAAAAACUACUCUUGUGCAUGCAGAGAACCUCUUUAUGUAAUAUAUUUAGAGAAAAAUAAUUUCCUUGGGCAGAGGCCCUCAAACAAUGCUACUAGCCAAAAUGAAGCCACAAAAUGCAAUUUAUUACAUGGAAACUUUAAAUACAAUACCACAAAUUGUGUUCUCUUAGGGGCAAAUUCGUCUAAGAGAGAGCUGUCAAGUCAUGUUCUUGGCCUUUUGCAAUUCAUUCAUUGACUCCCUUGGUACAGGUAAUUAUUGGUUUUUAAGAACUGAAGGGUUUUGAGACUUGAAAGGUUUUUGUCUUAGGGUGGAUGGAUAGUGGCUGUUAGUGACUAUCAAACUAUUUAGUAUCAUUGGAAGUUUGUUAUGGAAAGUGUUGGCAUAAUUUUCUGCAUGGGUGGGGCAUCAGGUACUCAUUAAAGGCUCUUCUCUUAUUCCACAUGUAGCAAAUUAAUUUUUCUUUAAUUGGAACACAGUUUCCUAACAGAAAUGCCUCAAGGAAUAAGCAGAUGUUAUAUAAUGAAAAUGGAGUGGAGAUAAGCCCCAAAUGAAAAAUUAAAAUUUUAAGAACUGCUUAGACUCUGUAGAUCCUAAAUUUUGUUAAUAAUGUUCUGUAAUGACUGCACAGUAACCAGCAUGUAUUAAGUAGAAAAAGAAAACAGCAUAAGGAGUAUGUUGUACUUUACCUGAAGCAAUGACCUUUUUUAUUUCUAUAAUUUCUAUUUCAAGUUAAUUUUUUUCAAAUUAGUUACAUCUUAUAGUAAUAAAAAUUCAAUCUGUUGUUAUUUCAUGUAAAAUCUAGUCAUUUUUAUUCAUAAUAGGUUGUAAAACUUGAAGGUAUAUUGAGCAGUAUUCCACUUUUAAAGAGCUUCUAAGCCCCCAUCAGCUUACUUAAGUCAUGAUAUAUUGUAUAGUCUUUUAAGAGAACAGAACUUUUGAUCUUUGUUGGGGGUCCUGAGCAUAAACAAAUGUAUACAUAAGUGCAUUCAGGGGUAGAGUGGGUGGCAAAUUCAGUUUUAGUAUGUUUAAGUAUAUGUAACAUUUAACCUAAGGUGCUAAAGGACUUCUUUCAUUUGUUCUCACCAUUUCCCUGGGAAAGGUACAAAUAUUACUUGAUUACAUUGUUACCACUAUUAGGGGGACAAGUAGAAAAAGGUUGUUAAACUAGUUGUUCAUUGGUAGAUUUUAUUCUGGGAAAUAGAUCUUUUUUUUUCCCCACUUGGUUUUUUCCUCUAGAACAGAUAAUAAAGGAGGUACAGAAACAUUCUUAAUAGUUGAUGACAAUCAAAUAUUUAUGAACUAACAAUAAAUGAUGUGUAAAAUAAUGUA